Messenger RNA from Paramacrobiotus metropolitanus, 887 nucleotides. RefSeq lists its product as uncharacterized. Bases 1 to 675 code for a protein of 224 amino acids. The record is from RefSeq and is a predicted model, not a curated record. Lineage: Eukaryota; Metazoa; Tardigrada; Eutardigrada; Parachela; Macrobiotidae. The transcript has 2 exons.
AUGGAAUCUGGGCAGUGCGACGAGUAUUACAGUAGAUGCACUGAAAAUUACGACGGUCCUAGUCGAAACGUCUCCUUUGUGGAACAUCGCCGGAAUCUGUUUAUUGCCAGUAUCAACCAUAAUCCUCCGUAUAGCUACGAAUCACCACCGGGAUCGUUAUGUUUUUGUGGCUUAUCCAUCGCCUUACUGGACAUCGUCGCCACGGAUAUCCAGAAACAGCUAAUCUUGAUUCCCGAUCGUCACACCACUGACUACGGUACUUCGUAUUUUGGAUCACCGUAUGACGUCCAAACCGGUUUAGUGGACAUUAGUGUGUGUCCGCUGAGUGUCAAUCCAGAACGGCUCAUGGAUUUUAAUAUGAUCCAGUCGUAUGCCAAGCGUAGUUACCAGAUUGGCGUUCACAAAUCUCACAUGCGACACGGGCCGUUUCCUGUUCUGCCUGGGUUAAUUACGAGUAUCGAUCGCAACGGCUGGUAUGGGAUAUCGCUGCUUUCCGUUGUUCUAGUGAUACUGCUGUGGUGCACCAAGGUUCUAGGGUUGCGAAAGGGUGACACCUCAUGCAAACGCCUAAAGGUCUUCAGAGAAACGUUUUGGGAAGUCUUCAGUGUUUCCUUAAACCAAGGUGGGCAAGCUCUCCACCGUCGUAGAAGUCUGUCGGUCGUGACAGGAUGGUGAAAUCGGAUGAUAGCAAGCUGUCGACUGAAUGAAACGGUAGUAACGGUACAUUUAUGCUGAGUGCAGUCGUCAACGAAGUGGUAAUUGCCGUCAUGAUGAUCAACAUCCAAAAUAUCCAUAUAAGUAGCAUAAAGUAAUAUGAUAUGACUUUUUUCGUGCGCAGUAUGUCGACUACGAGAAAUAAAAAUUGUUUUCAAUUCUCAAACAAGCGU